This is a messenger RNA of Arabidopsis thaliana (thale cress), 1743 nucleotides long. It is a transcript of the gene HB30, whose product is annotated as homeobox protein 30. Gene Ontology annotation, cellular component: nucleus. The transcript has a single exon. The record is from RefSeq and is marked reviewed. Bases 519 to 1334 code for a protein of 271 amino acids. Lineage: Eukaryota; Viridiplantae; Streptophyta; Magnoliopsida; Brassicales; Brassicaceae.
AAGACAUGACUCACAUUAGAUGCUGUUCUAUGAACUCUAUUUAUUAGCCUAUAUUUAUUACACUUAUCUUUUUUCAUUAACCCUAGAUGGGGUCAACAAACCAUGGUUAAAAAAAAAUAUUCAACCAAAAAAAAAAAAACACAUAAUGAUUAUGAAUCUCAACCACACAACUUGGAUUUCUCAUUAUCAACAGUCUUCAACUUCUCAUCUCUUUCUUCCUCCAUGAGAGACUUGAGUAAAUAAUACAUAGUUUUAAAUUUCCCCUUUUCUAAUCUUAUCUCUCCCAAAUACAUAAACCCAUCCCAAAGAUUUCGAGUUUACAAUUUAAAAACAGUUUUGUUUAGUGCAAUCUUUACCUUAUCUUUACUUCUAUCAUCUAUUCUUCUUCUUCCUCCAUCUCUAGAAAAUUAUAAUACUUCUUGUUUCUUAAAUCUUAUUUGUAUUACAAUAACCAAAACCCAAGUUUACAAAACAUUUCUUCUUCUUGUUUUUCGAAACCCUAAAUGUUUUGAGUUGUCAUGGAUGUAAUAGCUACUACAACUACUAUAGUAUCCGACUUGGAUUCACGACAACCCGAAAUCGAAGCUCCGAUCCGGAUCCAGCCCGCGAAGCCUAUUUCUUUCUCAAACGGCAAACGCUGCCACCACCAUCAUCUUGCAUCUGAAGCGGUUGCGGUUGCGACUUAUAAAGAAUGUCUAAAGAAUCACGCAGCAGGUAUCGGCGGUCACGCUUUAGACGGAUGCGGCGAGUUUAUGCCGUCACCGUCGUUUAACUCCAAUGACCCCGCUUCACUAACGUGCGCUGCUUGUGGUUGCCACCGUAACUUCCACCGCCGUGAGGAGGAUCCAUCUUCUCUCUCUGCCAUCGUCCCUGCGAUCGAAUUUCGACCUCACAACCGUCACCAGCUUCCUCCACCGCCUCCUCCUCAUCUGGCGGGGAUUCGUAGUCCAGACGACGAUGAUUCAGCUUCUCCACCGCCGAUCUCGUCUUCUUACAUGCUUCUCGCACUCUCUGGAGGAAGAGGAGGAGCUAACACGGCGGUUCCAAUGUCUAGGAAACGUUUUAGGACGAAGUUUAGUCAGUAUCAGAAGGAGAAGAUGUUCGAGUUCUCGGAGAGAGUUGGGUGGAGGAUGCCGAAAGCUGAUGACGUGGUGGUUAAGGAGUUUUGUCGGGAGAUUGGAGUUGAUAAAAGCGUUUUCAAAGUGUGGAUGCAUAACAACAAGAUUUCAGGACGCAGCGGCGCUAGAAGAGCUAACGGCGGAGUAGUAGUAGGAGGAGUAGGAGAUAGUCGUCAGAGUGUUGUUCCGACAAAUGGGUCGUUUUCUUCGACGUGAGGAAAAGAAUGGAAAGCGUUGAAAAAGCGUCGUCGUUUUAGAGGCUAAUUCUUUUUUGGUUUUUCUUCUCUGUGUUUUGAAGAUUUUUUAUUUUUAGUCAACGGGUCAAAAUCUUUUUUCUAUUCCACUUUGUUUUGUUAUGUCUUGUAGUUUGUACUCUUGUUAGUAGUUUAUCUUUGUUAGAGAGGUGAUUUGAGUUGUAUCUUUCGACCAAAUGUGAGAAGAAAGAUAAAUGAGUAACCUCCUAAAACCGAAUAACAAAGUCAAUUAAUCCAAUUGUUUUCUAAAUUCUAUAUCAGUUUGCUUUUUUAUUUUUACUUUUUUUCUUUAUAUAGAAAUUUAUGAAAGAAAUGAGGGAAUUUGUUGCAAUUAUGUGACAUUACUAGAUUUUUAACCCGCGGUAUACCGC